Messenger RNA from Eubalaena glacialis (North Atlantic right whale), 476 nucleotides. Its product is annotated as cytochrome c oxidase subunit 5A, mitochondrial-like. The record is from RefSeq and is a predicted model, not a curated record. The transcript has a single exon. The coding region runs from base 1 to 459 and encodes 152 amino acids. Gene Ontology annotation, cellular component: mitochondrial inner membrane. Gene Ontology annotation, biological process: mitochondrial electron transport, cytochrome c to oxygen. NCBI's taxonomy places the organism in Eukaryota, Metazoa, Chordata, Mammalia, Artiodactyla, Balaenidae.
AUGCUAGGCUCCACUGCCGGCUGGUACUCUGUAGCAGCUACCGCAGUCGCCUGGACCAGCCCUCGAGGCCUCCUGCACGCCCCUCCGGCCUCCAGCCCUGCCGCCGCCCUCCAGUCUAUUCGCUGCUACUCCCAUGGGCCACAUGAGACAGACGAGGAGUUUGAUGCUCGCUGGGUGACAUACUUCAAUAAGCCAGAUAUUGCUGCUUGGGAAUCGCGUAAAGGGAUGAACAUCCUUGUGGGCUAUGAUCUGGUUCCAGAACCCAAAAUCACUGAUGCUGCUUUGCGGGCAUGCAGACACUUAAAUGAUUUUGCUAGUGCAGUUCGCAUCCUAGAGGUUGUUAAGGACAAAGCAGGACCUCAUAAGGAAAUCUACCCCUAUGUCAUCCAGGAACUUAGACCAACUUUAAACGAACUGGGAAUCUCCCCUCCAGAGGAACUGGGCCUUGACAAAGUGUAAACCCCAUGGAUGGGCCU